This is a messenger RNA of Trematosphaeria pertusa, 2157 nucleotides long. RefSeq names its product dynamin family protein. NCBI's taxonomy places the organism in Eukaryota, Fungi, Ascomycota, Dothideomycetes, Pleosporales, Trematosphaeriaceae. The transcript is spliced from 2 exons. Bases 1 to 2157 code for a protein of 718 amino acids. The record is from RefSeq and is a predicted model, not a curated record. Gene Ontology annotation, cellular component: microtubule; membrane; cytoplasm. Gene Ontology annotation, molecular function: microtubule binding; GTP binding; GTPase activity.
AUGGCUGAAGGCGAAUCUCUCCAUGACGGGCACACCUCUCUCCAGUUCAACGAUACACGAAGCCUGUUGGAUGUCGUAGACGGUCUUCGCUCACAUGGAAUCAGCCGAUACAUUGAUCUGCCAGAGAUCAUUGUGUGCGGGGAGCAAUCGUCUGGCAAGAGUUCGGUCCUGGAAGCAGUGUCAGGAGUUCGGUUCCCAAGCAAAGACAACCUAUGUACCAGAUUCGCGACCGAACUGAUUCUCCGACGCGGUCCCGUCGCGCCCAUCAGAAUCCGCAUCGUCCCCGGAUCCCAGGAAGGGCGCUCCGAAGCCGAAAAAGAGAAGCUACUGAACUUCAACGUCUCAGUUUCUGCGGAAGAUCUUCAACUCGGAGAUAUCAUCGAGUCGGCAAAAGAUGCGAUGGGUAUCAACGACAGCACCAAGGUCUUCAGCUCGGAUAUCCUUCGAGUGGAGCUCUCCGGCCCCGACCAACCGCACCUCACCCUCGUCGACCUCCCUGGAUUAUUCCAAGCCGGCAGCCGCUCGCAAUCUGAUGCAGACAGUGACACCGUCAAAUCUCUUGUGCUUUCGUAUAUGAAAAGCCCACGGAGCAUCAUACUCGCGGUGGUAUCCGCGAAGAAUGACUUCAAUAACCAGUCGAUUACUCGAUACUCGCGUGAGAUCGAUCCGAAGGGCAUGCGUACCCUUGGAUUGAUUACCAAACCGGAUACCUUGGACGAAGGCUCUGACAGCGAACGCUUCUACAUAGAGCUUGCGCAGAAUAAGGAUGUCAAAUUCCGGCUUGGGUGGCACGUUCUGCGCAAUCGCGAUUACCAGUCGAGAAACUCUUCUUCGCAGGAACGCAACAAUACCGAGGCCCAAUUCUUCUCUUCGGGUGUCUGGAGAUCUCUCCAUACUAGCCAAGUCGGGAUUCACAGCUUGAAGCCCAGACUCAGCAAGAUCCUCAAGGAUCACAUUCUGGCACAGUUGCCUGAUGUUGUCGCUCAGAUUCAGGAUGGGAUUCGGGACUGUACCGAGAGGUUGGAAGUACUGGGUGCUUCGAGGGCCACAGCGCAAGAGCAACGGCGAUAUCUCUUGCAUGUCAGCCAUUCAUUUACCAGUCUCGUCAAAGCUGCGAUCGACGGUCUAUACUCGGAUCCUUUCUUUGGAGAUGCCUCCACUAGAGAGGGCUAUCAUAAGCGUCUGAGAGCUGUCCUUCAAAAUCAGCUGACGGAUUUUGCAGAGGUGAUGCGUACGGAAGGUCACAAACACGUUAUCGUCGACGAAGUUGUAGCCAUUUCGCGCUUUCGCCAAGUCUCUCGAUCAGACUAUAUCUCCAAGGUCAAAAAGCUCCUCGAACGGAGUAGGGGAAGGGAGCUCCCCGGAACAUUCGACCCGCUCAUUAUCGGGCAACUCUUCCAGGAACAGCGCGAACCGUGGGCGCAGUUGAUAGACUACCAUAUGAACGAAAUUGUUCGCGCCGUCUACAGCGUCGUGCGUACGGCCUUAGCACACGUCUCCGACCAUUCCACCCUCCAAGGCAUCUUGAGACGCUUCAUCAACGACAGGUUGAAAACGUUAAUAACAGAACUCCGAGACAAGGUCCAAGAAAUCCUCAAGCCCCACGUCACCGGCCACCCAAUCACGUACAACCACUAUCUCACCGAGUCCGUCCAGAAAGCGCAAGGGAAGCGUCGGAUGCGCGAAAUCAAAAAGUCUCUAGGAGAAGUGCUUGGCGCUGAUUACACGGAUCAUGGCCUGGUCAACAUCAACAUCAACGUGAACACGUUGAUCAACACACUCGUUAAUAAAACCGAAGCCGACAUGAACAACUACGCGAGCUCUACUGCCACAGACUUCAUGGAAGCCUACUACAAGGUCGCUCUGAAAAAGGCCAUCGAUGACUUCAGCGUGCUCGCCGUUGAGGCGUGCCUUAUCCAGAAGCUCCCGACCUUGUUCUGUCCGGAAGACGUACUUGACAUCGACGACGCAACGGUGGCGGCCUUGGCCUCUGAAGACGAAGAGGCUUCAGCGGAGAGAGCGCAAUGUAAUGAGAAGCUCAAAGUUUUAGAAGAUGGGUUGAAGGAGUUACAAGGCGUCCAAGAAUACUCGUUGGGCUUUAAAGGUAUGAGGCAAGGAACUGUCCGCAUAGGAGAAUGGGUACUGAUAUUGAUGUAA